Molecule: messenger RNA, 1256 nt
Organism: Trematomus bernacchii (emerald rockcod)
Lineage: Eukaryota; Metazoa; Chordata; Actinopteri; Perciformes; Nototheniidae
Product: lipopolysaccharide-induced tumor necrosis factor-alpha factor homolog
Exons: 4
Coding region: 30-464 (144 amino acids)
Molecular function (GO): zinc ion binding
Source: RefSeq, a predicted model, not a curated record
UCAAGAAGAGGUACAGGUGAGGCAGGUGCAUGUCACAGCUAAAAUCUGUCUGGACUCUACAUCAGCAGCAGCUCACACACAUCUCUACUAUUGACGGCAACACACAGCCAAGCACAAUGAGUACAGAUGGGAAGAGUCCUCCUCCCUACGUCAUACCAGUUGGAGUGCAGGAUAAGAAUAAUGUGCCGGUUUACCAUCUUCAUACUCCGUUCACCCCUCCUACACACGAACAGCAGCCCGGCAUGACGACCUGCACCUCCUGCCAGCAGCAGGUCAUGACCAACGUCACCUACAAAGCAGGGACGUACGCCUGGCUCAUGUGCUUACUCUUCAUCUGCUGCGGGUUGUUCUGCCUCUGCUGCCUGAUUCCUUUCUUCUUGAAGGACUUCAAGGAUGCGUACCACACCUGCCCUCGAUGCAACAGAGUGCUGCACAUUGAAAAGAAAAAGUGCUGUAAAAAAUGAUGAACCUGAUGGCAGAAACAGACCCGUAGAAAUAAUAAAUAACAUCCCUUUACCUUUUUGUCUGAUCAGUUUCACCAUUUUUACAAAAUGGUCAAAGGUGCAGUACAAUGUUUUUAUUUCUAUGGAUGAGCCAUUGCAUUUGCUGAAGCUAAAAUCAAAAUCAUAUUAUUAUCAAACGGACUGGGAGUCGAUGUGAUGUCUUAAUAUUAUGUGCACACUUUUUAAAGCUCUGGCUAGUUUAAUUAGCCCAUUAGCUUAAUUUUUUGUUUAAAGUCGUGAAGUACAACUGCAACUUUGACAUUUGAAGAUCAAAUAAUAUAAAUCUUUUAUCAAUAGCAAUCAAUAUCAGGAUUUUUUGAAAGAUUAAGAGAAAUGCUUAUAUAUAUGUUAAUUGAAUGUCUUCCCUAUGAUUUUUUUUAACGCUUUAUAUCUCUGCAUUACUUUUAUAAUGAACUUGAAUAUGUUCAUACAUUUUUCAUCUCAUUCUAUAUUUAGUUGUUGGGCACAUCGAACAGCAGUUUUCUUUCUAAAAUAUAUAGAAGGAAACAGUAGUCCUAUGUUACCAAUGACUAAAUAAAUGUUAUCCAGUCAAACAGUUUGACCGAUUUUAAAAAUGUCUUUAGAUUCGUGGUCGGGCACAAAUGGGUUAAGCAGACCCCAUGCAAUUUUUGGGAGCCGUUUUAUGUUUGUCCCAUUCCAGCAGAAAAAAACAAUAAAUAUAUAUAAUCCUUUUCAGAAACAUCUGCAUACGUUGUGUUGUUCAAAUGAAGGGCUUGUAAAUAAACUGUUGUA